GCAUCCUUUGUUGCUCUUUCAUCUGGUUGGGUAGACAGAGAGGGAAGCACAGGGAAAGGAGGAGAGAGAGAUGAGAUGGAGCGCCGAGCUGCGCGAAGCAAUAAAUAGAAAUUAAGGUUCGAGCCGCCUCCAUGGCGGCGUUUGCAGACGCUCUCUAGAAUUCCUCCCCGGCAGCAGCAGCAGCAGGCGAGGAGCACCCGCUCCAACCCAUCAUCCCCGGCCUCUUCUCCCUCCUCCAAUCCUUCUUCUUUAUAUAGCCUAGCCACGCACUUCACUCUCCUCACCACCCCAAAAAGCAGCUUACCCCACUCCUCCCAAGCUCCUCCCUCCUAGUGAAGCAAAGCCAAAGCCUUAGGACGAUCCAAGGAAUUAACCAGGAGGAGAUCGAGAAUUAGAGGCAAGAUCGAGCUACCUAUUAUUCUCCCAGCAAGACGCAAAGGACGAGGUGAGAGUGAGAGGGAAGUGAGCAAGGAAGUGAACAAGCAAGUGGCCGGAGCUUCUUGAUGGGUGUUGGCUUCCGUGGAUGGCUGGGUUCUCUCUGAGGGGAGGCGGCGGCGGAGGAGGAGGAAGCGGGGGCAGGAGCGGAGAGCGGGGCGGUGAUCAUCCAAUCGGGGCAGACAGCCUGUUUCUGUACGCGCGAGGCGCGGCCGCCGCUGCCGCCGACACGGCGGGCGGCGGCGGCGGGGGAGGAGGAGGGAUAGGGUUCCAGCUAUGGCACCCGCACCACCAGCAGGCGGCGGCCGUGCCGCAUACGUCGCAGUUCUUCUCCUCCGGUGUAGCCACUGGCGUCGUGCUGGGCUUCUCGCCGCAUGACGGCGGCGGAGUGGGCGGCAUCGGCGUGGGUGGCGGCGGUGGCCCGGGGGGUGGGAGGGCCGGCACGAGCUGCCAGGACUGCGGCAAUAACGCCAAGAAGGACUGCACUCACCAGCGGUGCCGCACCUGCUGCCGCAGCCGCGGCUUCAACUGCUCGACCCACGUCAAGAGCACAUGGGUCCCUGCCUCCAAGCGCCGCGAGCGCCAGCAGCAGCUCGCCGCUCUCUUCCGUGGUGCCGCCGCCAACAAUAGCGCUGCUGCCGCCGCUGCCGUGGCCAACAAGCGGCCGCGCGAGCUGGUGCGCUCCCUUGGCCGCUUGCCAUCCGCCACCAACGCCAUGGUGGACACCACCACAUCCUCCGGCGAGGGAGACGGGAGGUUCCCGCCGGAGCUGAGCUUGGAGGCGGUCUUCCGGUGCGUGCGGAUCGGGCCUGUGGACGAGCCGGACGCGGAGUUCGCGUACCAGACGGCUGUGAGCAUCGGCGGGCACACGUUCAAGGGGAUCCUGCGGGACCACGGGCCUGCGGAAGAGGCGGCGGGGCAGCUGCCACCGACGUCGGCGGAGUACCAUCAGCUGACAGGGGGCGGGAGGGAGGGUUCAUCGCCGGCUGGGAGCAGCGAGGCGGUCGGCGGUGGCGGGCACGGGACGACGGCUGCGACAUCCGCUGCGGUGCUCAUGGACCCCUACCCGACGCCGAUCGGCGCUUUCGCAGCAGGCACCCAGUUCUUCCCUCAUAACCCUAGAACCUAGCUUCAAUUCCUGCCAUGAAUUUCAUUUACUCUCAAAGAUGAUGAUCUAGUUGCAUUGAUCAAAGUGGAGCAAAACUGCAAAAGCAAGCCAAGAAGAUCGAAGAAGAGGAGGAUAAUUGUUGUCUGUCCGAGUACUUGUCGUUGGUGAUGAACACUAAUGCAUCUUGUUAGCUAGCUACUACCAUUUCUUGUUGAUCCUUCCAUGCAUCUUGAUUUUCAGUAUGAUUAAUUAGCAAUGACCUUAAUGCAUUGGUGCAAUUAAAGAGAGAUAAAAAUAAGUGUAUGUUAAGCACUUCCAUUUGAAAUUGUUUACUACUCAA
Molecule: messenger RNA, 1883 nt
Organism: Lolium perenne
Lineage: Eukaryota; Viridiplantae; Streptophyta; Magnoliopsida; Poales; Poaceae
Source: RefSeq, a predicted model, not a curated record